AAGUAGUAUCUCUCCAAAAUCAUCAAUCAAGAGUGAAAGCUGCACCCCAAAUAUGAGGCUGUGGACCUACUUCCCCUAUGAGAAAACAUUUUACCUCCAGCAGGGAUAUGAUUAUUUCAAUGGCUUUGGUACGGUGUUUAUCUCAAACUGAUACAGCACACCUCUUCAUGUGUUUAUUUUACGCUGAUACAGCACACCUAUUCAUGUGUUUAUUUCACAAUGACGCAGCACACCUCUUUAUGUGUUUAUUUCACACUGUAACAGCACACCUCUUUGUGUAUUUAUUUCACACUAAUACAGCACACCUCUUCAUGUAUUUAUUUCACACUGGCACAGCACACCUCUUCAUGUGUUUAUUUCACACACUGAUACAGCACACCUCUUCAUGUGUUUAUUUCACACUCUGAUACAGCACACCUCUUCAUGUGUUUACUUCACACUCUGAUACAGCACACCUCUUCAUGGGUUUGUUUCACAUUGAUACAGAACACCUCUUCAUGUGUUUAUUUCAUACUGAUACAGCGCACCUCUUGAUGUGUUUAUUUCAAACUGAUACAGCACACCUCUUCAUGUGUUUACUUCACACUCUGAUACAGCACACCUCUUCAUGGGUUUGUUUCACAUUGAUACAGCACACCUCUUCAUGUGUUUAUUUCAUACUGAUACAGCGCACCUCUUGAUGUGUUUAUUUCACACUGAUACAGCAAACCAGUGGCCUUGUGAAGCAGAAGAAUCUCACUGACUCACUGGAGAGAGAUGAGCAGCACAAUGAAUCUAUAGAAAAAGCCCAGCAGGCACUGAAAACUGCUCUGAAGAAGAAGUUUGAAUGCAUAUUUGAAGGUUUAGCAAAGCAGGGCCACCCAACCCUCCUCAAUGAGAUAUAUACAGAGCUCUACAUCAUCAAGGGGGGAAGUUGGGGGAUCAAUAAUGAGCACGAGGUCAGACAGAUUGAGACAGCAUCCAAGAGACAAACCACACAGGAGACUGCAAUCCUCUGCAAUGACAUCUUUAAGCCUUUACCUGGACAAAAGAAACCCAUCAGAACUGUGCUUACAAAGGGCAUCGCUGGCAUUGGGAAAACCGUCUCUGUGCAGAAGUUCAUUCUGGACUGGGCAGAAGGAAAAGCCAAUCAGGAUGUUGAUUUCAUCUUCACUCUUCCUUUCCGAGAUCUGAAUCUGAAAAGGGAGAGAGAAUUCAGUCUGAUGCAACUUCUGCAGCAUUAUUUUCCACAACUGAAAGAGAUCAAAAGUAUUGAAGGUGAUGAAGUCAAAGUUGUGUUCAUCUUUGAUGGUCUGGAUGAGUGUCGACUUCCUCUACAUUUCCAAAGCAAUAAAAUCUGCUGUGAUAUAACAGAGUCAUCAUCAGUGGAUGUGCUGCUGACCAACCUCAUUAAGGGGAAUCUUCUUCCCUCUGCUCUCCUCUGGAUCACCUCCCGACCAGCAGCAGCCAAUCAUCCCCCCUGAGUGUGUCCACCUGGUGACAGAGUUACGAGGGUUCAACGAUCCACAGAAGGAGUACUUCAGGAAGAGAAUCAGAGAUCAGAAAAAGGCCAGCAGAAUUAUCUCACACGUAAAGUCAUCCAGGAGUCUCUACAUCAUGUGCCACAUACCAGUCUUCUGUUGGAUUUCUGCUACUGUUCUGAAGACAAUGUUGGAUGAAACAAAAAGUGAAGAUUUACCCAAAACUCUGACUGAAAUGUACACACACUUCCUGCUCAUUCAGACUAAUGUGAAGAAUCAGAAGUAUCAUGGCACCAAUGAGACAACCUCAAAGAAAGUGUCAGAGUCAGAUACAGAAAUCCUCCUGAAACUGGGGCAGCUGGCUUUUCUACAGCUAGAAAAGGGCAAUCUGAUAUUCUGUGAAGAGGACCUGAGAGAGAGUGGCAUUGACGUCAGUGAAGCUUCAGUGUACUCUGGGGUGUGCACAGAGAUCUUUAAAGAGGAGUGUGGGUUGGGUCAGGAGAAAGUCUACUGCUUUGUGCAUCUGAGCAUUCAGGAGUAUCUGGCUGCCUUGUUUGUGUUUCAUUCAUGUGUAAAUGAGAACAGAAAUGUACUCCGAGCAGAAGAAUUAAAACCUCACAGUGACAGAGUGCAGCUGUCUGAGUUACACAGGAAUGCAGUGGAUCAGGCCUUGAAGAGUAAGAAUGGACACCUGGACCUUUUCCUCCGAUUCCUUCUCUGGACCCCAUUCAGAAUCUCUUAGGAGGAAUACUGACACAGACAGGAAGCAGAUCACUAGUACCAGACCCACAGACACAGACAGGAAGCAGAUCACCUGUACCAGACCCACAGACACAGACAGGAAGCAGAUCACCUGUACCAGACCCACAGACACAGACAGGAAGUAGAUCACCUGUCCCAGAACCACUGACGCAGACAGGAAGCAGAUCAAAGAGCACUGAGGAAACAAUCCAGUAUAUUAAGGAGAUAAUCAGAUGGAGAUCUUCUGCAGAGAGGACCAUCAAUCUGUUCUACUGUCUCAAUGAACUGAAUGACAACUCUCUAGUGGAGGAAAUCCAGAAUUCCCUGAGAUCAGGAAAACUUUCAGAUAAAGAGCUGGAACCACACAAUGUUCAGCUCUGGCCUUUGUGUUAUGGAUGUCAGAGGAGAUCCUGGAUGAGUUUGACUCAAGGACCUACAACACAUCAGCAGCAGGUCACGAGAGACUGGUACCAGUAGUCAGGCACUGCAGAAAGGCCAUACUGAACAGCUGUGACCUCUCAGAGAAGUCCUGUGAAAUUGUGGCCUCAGCUCUCCAGUCAUCAAACUCACCCCUGAGAGAUCUGGACCUCGGCUACACUAACCUGGGAGAUUCAGGAGUGGAGCUGCUCUUUGCUGGACUGAUGAAUCCAAACUGUGAACUACAGAGACUGGGACUGAACAGCUGUGAUGUCACAGAGAAGUCCUGUGAAAUUGUGGCCUCAGCUCUCCAGUCAUCAAACUCACCCCUGAAAGAUCUGGACCUCAGCUACAAUAACCUGGGAGAUUCAGGAGUGAAGCUACUCUGUGCUGGACUGAUGAGUCCAAACUGUAAACUACAGAGACUGGACCUCAGCUACAAUAACCUGGGAGAUUCAGGAGUGAAGCUGCUCUGUGCUGGACUGAUGAGUCCAAACUGUAAACUACAGAGACUGGAGUGAGUAGUGCUGUGUACUGUGUGACCAUAACUAAACUGAAUUAGUGAUUAUGGCUUUAUGCAGUGAAAUAUAAAAAGUGCUUUCUCUCUAUUUACUCAUAUGUCCACCAGUAUUCUUUUUUGUCCACAUUAUUUUCAUCCCUCUCUUCUAACAGCUCUUGCACAACAGAGAAAAGCAGGAUAAAAUCCUCAUGAGUAUUAGGGUUGGCAGGUUUGUGGUUCCUGACCAGAAUGUAAGGUUUCAGUCGAGUCUGUAAUAUCAGGUCACAGGUGAUGACUGGAUGCUGAAUGUAUGAUUGAUAUGGUAAAACAUUGACCACUUGUACAGUAAUAUGUUUCAGGUCUGUCAUAGCAUGACAUAACGUAACGUAACAUAAUGACAAGAAUAGGCCAUUAAGCCCAACAUGCUCACCCUUUUCCUUCCACUGAAGUGUACCUAGUGCUCAGUUUACCUACAAAAUAGCACUGUAUCAAGCCUGGUUUUAAAAACCUUUUCUGUCUCUACUGCAUGACCUGACAAGCUAUUCCACGCAGUGACUACUCUCUAAUUUCAAUUUAUGUCCCCUCAUUCUACUAACAGAACUCAACCUGAAUCGCUUUUAUGAAUUUAAAAGCCUCAAUCAAAUCACUCAAGUCUCCUUUUACUAAACUAAGAGAUUAAGCAUCUUAAGUCUUUCCUCAUUCCUUUUAUCUUUCAUACCAGGACCCAAUUUGGUCUCCUUUCUUUGGACCUUUUCCAGAGCCUCUGUAUCUUUCUUGUAGUACAGUCCCCAGAAUUGCACACAAUACUGUGUGAUCUAAGUGUGAUCUAACAAAUGUAUCAUAUAGGUUAAGUAUAACUUCCUUGGAUUUAUACUCAAUACUUUUGGCUAUAUAGCCCAGUAUCCUGUUGGCCUUUUUUACUACUCCAGCACAGUGCCUAGAACCUGAAAGGCUUUGAUCAACCAUUCCUCCCAAGUCUUUUUCAAACUGAGCACAUUCCAGUUUUGUUCCUCCCCUAAAAUAAUCCUGCUUAAUGUUUUUAUUUCCCACAUGCAGAACUUUACAUUUGGCUGUAUUGAAUUUCAUAUGCCAGGUUUCUGCCCACUUCUGGAUUUUCUUUAAAUCUUUUUGGAUUACUUCAGUAGAUUCCAAACUAUGGGCCUCCCAGUUUUGUGUCAUUUGCAAAUUUGACUAUUUAACUUUCUAUGCCCCGGUUACGGUCAUUGAUUUAAAUGAGGAAGAGCAGUUGUCCCAGCACCGAUCCUUGUGGGACUCCACUUCCCACCGUUCCCUGCUCAGAUAAUAUCACUCCU
Messenger RNA from Anguilla rostrata (American eel), 4430 nucleotides. RefSeq names its product ribonuclease inhibitor-like. NCBI's taxonomy places the organism in Eukaryota, Metazoa, Chordata, Actinopteri, Anguilliformes, Anguillidae. The record is from RefSeq and is a predicted model, not a curated record. Gene Ontology annotation, biological process: intracellular signal transduction. The coding region runs from base 2597 to 3139 and encodes 180 amino acids. Gene Ontology annotation, molecular function: protein binding. The transcript is spliced from 4 exons.